UUUAGCGAUGCUCUCGAGAAACAGUGAUCAGGUAUAUGACUUGAUAGUCAUUGGAGCAGGGUUUUCUGGAAUUGAAACUGCUCGAUUCUACCUCGAAGCACAUUCGAAGUGUCGACCAUUGAUAGUUGACAAGUAUGAGUAUCCAGGGGGUGUCUGGUCGAAGAGUCAUGUAUACUCAGGAUUCUGGUCGCAGACAGGUGAACGAAUGGUCGGCUUCUCCGAUCGUCCCUUCGAAUUGCCUAUAGAUGCGCCACGAAUUCACAUCGACUUGUUCGAAGCCAAAUAUAUGGCGGAAUAUUUCGACGAGUACAUGGACAGCCAUAGUUAUGAAGGCCAGACGUUGAAAGAUAGAACGAUGUUCAACUUCUCCGUGGAGCGUGUUCAAAAGGUAAAGGAUCUCUGGACAGUGAGCGGCGUCCAGAACGGCGCCAAUUUCGAUUUUCGGUCCACGAGGCUCACUGUCGCAACUGGUGCCUUUUCAAGGCCAUAUUAUCCAAUUAUGCAAGGCAGAGACGACUUCAAAGGGCCGGUCAUACACAGCAAGGAAUUUGGGCAGUCCAACGCACAAUCAGAUCCAAGUAUCAAGAAAAUAAUUGUCCUUGGAGCUUCCAAGUCCGCCGCGGAUUAUUCCUGGGUUAUCCGAAAGAGUGGCCAGGGACCCGGUCUCUUCCUUGAUCCAGCUGUGCCUGGACCGUAUAGAAAUUCGAUUGAGGUGGCACACGUCAAACUAUUCUCCAUCCUAUUUCCGAGCCCCUGGGGAUCUUUCUCGUGGUGGAGGCAUGUCUUACAUAGUACCAACUUCGGAAAACGCCUUACUCGAGGAUUCAUGUCGGCAGCAAUGUCAGUGGCCAUGAAAGCAGCAAAUUACCGCAACCGACCCGGAGCACGAGACGGAUUUCAAAAUUUGGAGCCAACCUUAGAGGUUGUCGUAGUCAGGGAAGAUGUUUCAUGUCUUGACAAUAGAGGAAUGGUAUUGGCAGACGGCUCUUCUGUCGCCACGGACGCGAUUGUCCUUGCGACUGGGUUCCUCGAUUCGCACACCUACUUUGACACGGAGCAAAAGAUUCAGCUUGGCCUACCUCAUCUCAAGUCCGAUGGUUCUUCAUCGGAGGCAGCCUUGUGGAAAAAGCUUGAAGAUGCAGCAGAACCCACCAUCCUCCAGUGUUAUCCUGCGUUUGCGGACCCCCCUAAAGAUAUCUACGUGGCACCUUGUCGGUCUUCAAGGACGGCAUUCCGGCUAUACAAGCACAUCACGCCAAUUCACGACCACUCCAUCGCCUUUCCUGGCGAACCACAAGUCGCCAACGCGUUUCGAAACGGGGAGCUGCGGGGGAUCUGGAUUACCGCGCUCUUUGAUGGGGCACUGAAGCUACCCACCGAGGAGAAGAUGCGGGAGAGCAUUGCAUAUGCCAACGUGUUCAGCCGACUGAAUGCACCGACAGCAGGACUGCAAGGUGAGUGGAUAACUCCAGCCGGGGGGAUGAGAUACUUCGAGGCAUUGCUGCAGGAAGUGGACUUGAAGUCGCAUAAGAAGUCGUGGCUACUCGACCUGGUUACGCCAUACAUUAUGAGCGAUUACAAAGGACUGAAAUAG
Messenger RNA from Eremomyces bilateralis CBS 781.70, 1594 nucleotides. Its product is annotated as FAD/NAD(P)-binding domain-containing protein. The record is from RefSeq and is a predicted model, not a curated record. Lineage: Eukaryota; Fungi; Ascomycota; Dothideomycetes; Eremomycetales; Eremomycetaceae. The transcript is spliced from 5 exons. The coding region runs from base 8 to 1594 and encodes 528 amino acids.